Molecule: messenger RNA, 2548 nt
Organism: Bombus pyrosoma
Lineage: Eukaryota; Metazoa; Arthropoda; Insecta; Hymenoptera; Apidae
Exons: 6
Coding region: 631-1833 (400 amino acids)
Cellular component (GO): cytoplasmic microtubule
Source: RefSeq, a predicted model, not a curated record
CCGGUGCAGUCAUAUGCAACGAUCGUGGGCUAGUCUAUAGUUACGAAAAAAUUAUGAUUUUCAAGAACAGAUUUGUAUUCGUUAGUGUGGAAAAGAUUUAUCUGUGCUUCCUAAUUUGAUAUAUUUGAUAUAUUUCGUCAAGUUUGACGAAUAUGUCCGGUUUCUCUACUUAGAAAUUUAACAUUCGAGAAUGUAAUUUUAUAUUUCCUAUUUUAUAGUUUAUUUUUUCCUUCAGUAUGCAAAGUUGUAGUUUUCAUCGAAGGAAGACAUUCUUCAAAAGCUAUUUCGGAGUAUUUCUAUUUUAUAAUAUCUCAAGAUUGUGAAGCAAUACUGUUUCAUCUGGAUCUUGAUCACGUGGUUUUAUUUACUUCAAUCAACUCAACACGUUGGAUAGACUAUAAACAAUGAUUGCGUUGUGUAUCAUAUUAUAAAUACAUAUGUUAUAAUUAUGACAAAAUUAUUUAAGAAAUCAAUUCAUGUAAAAGCAUUAUGUAAUCUCACCAAAAAAAGCAAAUGUGCUUUCUGAAUAUUCUGAUCCGUUUUAGUAAAAAUAUAUUACUGAAUAAUAAUCUCAUUAAUUAGGAAGAAAAAAUAUCACUUUUAGGCAGUAGUAUUAAAUAACAAUUGGACAUGACAACGCUAAAAGGCAUUUUUCCUGAUUCAAAAUCAGUAAAAGGAAAAAAUUUCAUACAUGAAAAUGUCAAAAAUCUUCGUCGUAUAGAUCACUUACAUAUUAAUAAAGGAACAAAAGAUGUACAAAAAUCACAAAUAUCCAACCGUAGAAAAAUUAAUAAUAAUAAUAAUUAUAGUAAUAAUCAAAAUAAUAAUGUUUUAUCAAAAGUUAAUACAAAUCUCCGAACAAAAAAACAUGAUAAUGUGAAUACAAGUGUAAAUAGUAAAUUAGAUCAGCAUCAAGAAUUGUGUAAGAAAAUAAGUGCCUCAACACUAGACAAAGAUAAUAUUUUUGUGAAAAAGACAAUACAUUCAACAAGUAAUAAUUUGUUAAUUAAAGAAAGAAAAAAGGAAAAUAAAGGAUUACAUAAAUGUACGCAGAAAUUACAUGAGAAUAUUUCAUCAAAUCCUAAUUUUUCAUAUAAAUCAGUUGGAGAUACUGACAAUGAUAUAAAGGUUCAAAUUAAAGUUAGAAAUCAAGGUAUUCAGACACUGGACACACAGGAAAUUGAUGAUCUAUUUUCUGAAGGAAUAGUUAAAUACCCUUCAAAAAAAUGUUUAAAUCGUUAUGAAUCAAUAAAUAAAGAUAAUACAAAUGAAGAAAUUAAUGUAUCUUCAAGAAGUAUAACAAAUUCACCUUUAGACCAAGGAGAUAUUCGAGUUGUUGAAAAAAAUACACAAGCUAAAAAUGAUACAAAAAGUUCCAAAUUUGUAUUAUCUAAAGAAGAAGUAAAUUUUAUUAAAUUAAACAAAGAACAUACCACUGUAACUAAUAAGAUAGCAACCCAAAUGAAUAACAACACCAAUAAUAAUAGUAAUAAUAACAAUCUUCCUACAAAUUAUCGCAUGGGUGUAGUUCCAAAGUAUAUUAAGAGCAGAAAAGAAAUUCAAGAAAGGGUACAGAGAGCUAAAGUAGAAGAAUUGGAUCCUAACUGUCCAAAUGGACAUGUUCCAUUACCUGAUAAUGAGCGUAAGGAGACAUUGCAAAUGUUAAAAAAGAAUUACCAAGAUUAUGUAACUGAAUUAAAUAUGAUGCCUAUAAAAGUAGAUACCCUUAGGGCGCAGCGACGAAAAAUUGAAAUAGAGAAACAGCUGAACAAAUUAGAAGAAGGCAUAAAAGUUUUCUCAAGACCAAAAGUUUAUGUAAAAAUGAAUGCUUAAAUUGUUAUUUUUUAUAUACAGUUAUGUAAUUUAAUGUAUAAGAAACAGGAAUUAUUUUCCCUUAUUUUUCAAUGGAGCUUUGCCAAUUUGUAAAGUUCAUCAAAUCAAACAUUAAUAUCCUAAAAGCUUCUCUCAAAAACUAAUGAAGUUUUAUAAAGAAUUAAACAGAUAGUUAAGAAAUGCUUUUUAGCAGCACUCAAAAGUGAUGAAAUAAGUUCAUGUAUGUAUAACAGUUUCCUUUUUUCAAUUGAAAAACUCGUAUAUUUGAUUAUUCAACUAACUACAUAUUUAACCAAAGAACAAGAAAAAACCUUUUGAUCAAUAUCCCUAAAAAGAAAGUAUAUCGGUUUUAUUUGUAUAUUUAAAAACUAAGUUUAAUGUCUCAUAACUUCAAAUAUUAUUUAUUAAUGAUAAUACAUAAUUAAAUAUAAAAAGGCAAUAUGAGAAAAUCAAGAUUAAUCCUUGAUAAGUUCGUAUAAAAGUAAAGGGUAUUUCUAUUAAAUCUCAAGAGCAAAUCAAAAAUAAGAUUACAAAAUAUACAUUUAUAUCAACUUAUUUUAUUGUUCCUAAAUAUUGAAGGUAUUUCUUUGUUAGGUGCUGAAUUAUUAUACAUCAUCUAUACAUAUAUAUGUAUGUAUAUUUAUAUUUAAUAACUGUAUAUAAUAUACACAACUUUUGUAAAAUUCUAUAUUAUUAAAUAUUUAGUAAUACUUUA